This is a messenger RNA of Olea europaea var. sylvestris, 5291 nucleotides long. RefSeq lists its product as uncharacterized. The record is from RefSeq and is a predicted model, not a curated record. The transcript has 3 exons. Bases 2 to 853 code for a protein of 283 amino acids. NCBI's taxonomy places the organism in Eukaryota, Viridiplantae, Streptophyta, Magnoliopsida, Lamiales, Oleaceae.
GAUGAAAAUUGUAAUUUGUCCAAAAGUGAAAGAAAUACGUUCCACGGUAGCUGGGAGCACCAGGAAAAUCGUGGAAAACCCAAAAAUGAAGGUUGCUCCGAAAGUAAUACUACUCUUCGACGACGCCGACGGCCUCGGCUCCGCCUUCUACGGCGCUCUCCAGCCAAACCUUGGAUCUAAUCUCAAAAUUCUUAAUAAUUCUUUUGAGCUUUCCUUGGAGCGCUAUGGAGUCAAAGACCGCAAGGCAUCUGGCCAAAUUCUGCACUUUCUAAAUGCCAAUGGCCUCUAUGAGGUUUCCAUCUUGCUCCUUCAGAAUUAUGAGCCUCCAAUUUUAGCUUGUGCUCUUAAUGAAGUUCUGAUGUCAUUAGCAGGAGUUGAUUUCUCUACCAUGCCUACUCUUGUAGUUCCUUUUGUCGUUCCUGAGUCUAAGCUUAAGUUAGAAAACAGGUAUUUGGUGACAAGUGAAGAGUAUUCAGUUUAUGGCAUUAAAUUAGGCCCAACGACUGAUGUAACUCAGGACUUGAGCUCCACAUUGCAAACACCACCACCAUCAAUGAAGAUUAAUCAUGAAAAUCUUGCUUGCCUGCUUCAUUUGGCCAAUGUCAUCAAGCUUCCUACACUUGUGCUGAUUGGUCGAAGCAGUCAGCACUUACUCCAUAAAACCAAUAAAGAGGAGCUUGAGGUAAAACCAUUAUUUAAAAGUCUGAUUGCUUAUUUUUCUGUGCAUUGUAAUUUAAAUACUUAUAUUGUCUUUUGUCUAAGAUAUGGAGACAUUAUGAUGAUUCUUCAAUAUGAAUCAUAUGUUGCUGUCUUUGUUCCCCAAGCUGUAAGCUGGUAUGGUUUUAAGAAUUAAAAUUUAAGAUUGCGGGAAUAUUCAAGAAACAGGCCCUUUAUACUAAAUCAUAUCAAAUUCCAGACCCAAAAGUGUCAAUAAUAUUAUUUUGGUUCGAAUGCCUCCAAUGGAGGAGUAUUUUCUCAUUAAAUAACAAAAUUAUCCUUGAUUAUAGUCUACAAUUAGCCUACAAUUAGGGGUUAAACAAAGUAGGAAAUUAAUUAAGGAAACUAUACACGUAACUAUCUCCUAAUGAAAAGAUUCGAUUUACAUAUUUACAAUAGUUGCCUAGUUCAUACUUCUAGUUGAGAUUCUCCCUCAAAUUGAUGUUAGUUGAUUAAGAAGUAUCAAUUCGUCAAUCAUAAACUGAUGGCAGUGGUGAGAUAAAGCUUUAGUAAAGACAACAACUGUUUGGUGCUUGGUGGAGAUGUGAGGAAGAGUAAUUUCAUGGCGAACAAUGGCUUCACGAGUGGAAUGAUGAUCCACUUCAAUAUGCUUGGUAUGCUCAUGAAAUACUGGAUUAACAGCAAUCUGAAUAGCACUUGUAUUAAGAGGAGUCGGGGAAAGCUAUAGAACACCAAGUUCACCUAAUGAUCCUCAGAGCCAAAUAUUUCAAAGUGGCAGACGACAUGGCACGAUAUAUUACCUCAGUAGAAGACUUCGAGAUGCAGUCCUAUUUCUUACUCUUCUAGGAAAUGAGAGCAUUACCAAGAAAUAUACACCAUCCUGUAAUAGAAUGAGUAUCAUCCCAACCAGUCCAAUAUGCAUCACAAUAUUCCCAACAACUACAAUGAAGUUCCAGACGGAUAUUAAAAAGCUCGUCGGAGGUACGUUUAAGAUAUCAAAGAAGAUAAUGAGCAGCAGCCAAAUGGUUCUGGCAAAGAGCUUGCAUAAGCAGACCGAUUUGUUGGAUUGCAAAGGAAAUGUGAGGUUUGAUAAUGGUCAAAUAAUUCAAACUGUCCACCAACUGUCGAUACAUCAUCGGAUUAGAUAAGGAAUUGCUAAUAUCCUGGCCCCACUUUAAAUUAACUUCCAUAUAGGUGUAAGAAUAGAAUUACUGUCCUAAAGACCGGCUUAAUGAGAGUAGCUCGUGUAUACUUAUUUUGAUGCAUGAUGGGUCUUUAGAUCGUUAUAAGGCACGAUUGGUAGCCCUUGGGAAUAGACAAAAGUAUGGGGUGGAUUAUGAAGAGACUUUUGUCCUAGUUGCCAAGAUGACUACGGUCCGGACUAUUAUCUCUAUUGCCGUUUCUCACGGUUGGCCACUUCAUCAAAUGGACGUCAAAAACGCCUUUCUUCACUGUAAUCUUAAAGAAGAUAUUUAGCCCCCAUUAAAACUCAUCAAUUUAAUUUAACUUUUUCUCUAUCUUAUUUUCAACUACAUAAUCUUUAAUAAAAUAAUAUUACAUGCAAAUCGAAAACUUUUCAUUCUUUUACAACCAUCUAUUUUUCAAAAAAAAUACUAUUCCCUCCAUUAGAAAUCCAAAUAAAGGGGGCCAAAUGAUAUGUUACAUGGCACCACCUCCUGGACUAACUGCUACUUAUCCCUUGGAUGUCUGCAAGUUGAAACACUCAUAAUAUGGGUUGAAAUAAACUCCACAUGCUUGGUUUGACAAGUUUCGGACUACCUUACUUCAGUUUUCAUUCCAGCAGAGCCGAUAUAAUUCUUCCUUGUUACUUUGCCAGACUUCUAGAGGCAUUACCCUUCUCCUUGUCUAUGUUGAUGAUAUUGUUAUUACUAGAACAGAUUCCUCCUUAAUUACUUCUUUACAACAACAUCUUCAGACUUCAUUCCAUAUGAAGAACCUUGGUCUUCUUUUGUACUUCAUAGGGUUAGAAGUUCACACUGAUCCUUCUGAUGUAUUCUUAACUCAACAUAAGUACACACAAGAUUUGAUUCUGUUGGCUGAUGUCCAGGAUUCAUCUUCUAUAGAUACUCCUAUGGAAGUCAAUAUAAAGUAUCUCUAUGAGGAAGGUGAUUUUCUAUUUGAUCCCACUAUGUAUCAUCAACUUGUGGGUAGUUUGAAUUAUCUAACUAUUACUUGACCGGAUAUUUCGUUCGCGGUCCAGCAGGUUAGCCGGUUCAUGCAAACUCCACGCCAUCUUCAUUUGGAUACUGUUCGUCGUAUCAUUCGAUACCUUCGAGGCACACCUAGCCGUGGUUUAUUUUUUCCUGUAAGGACUCCUCGUCUCAAUGCUUAUGGUGAUGCAGAUUGGGCCAGAUGUCCUGACACCCAGAGGUCCAUCACUGGCUGGUGCAUGUUUCUAGGUGAUUCUCCGAUAUCACGGAAGAGUAUAAAAUAGGCUCGUGUUUCUAAAUCAUUUAUUGAAAUCGUGCGAUUUCUGUUGCAUGCUCCGAGAUUAUUUGGCUUAGUGGCCUUCUAGCUGAGAUUGGUUUUCCACAGUCUACUCCUACUCCCCUUCAGAUUGAUGACACGAGUGCUAUUCAAAUUGCUUUUAAUCUGGUUUACCAUAAGUGUACAAAGCACAUUGAGGUGGAUUGCCAUUCUAUUCGGGAGGCCUUGGAUACUCAUAUCAUUUCUCUUCCUCAUGUUUCUACAGCCCUCCAGAUAGCUGACAUUUUUACAAAGGCCAUGACUUGACAUUGUCAUCGAUUUCUUGUGAGCAAACUGAUGCUUCUUGAUCAACCAGCAUCAAUUUGAAGGAGAUGUCAAUUGGAUGGCGAUGUCAAUUGGAUGGUAUGUCUGGAAUUAUUAAUGUAUGUAUGAGAUAAUAGUGAUAGAUUUCAAAUUGUUAGGCAUGAAUUAUGUGAUAGCAAAUAGUUAGGCAUGUGUCAUGUUGUAAAUAGCAGAUAGUUAGGUGUGAGUUAUGUAAUUAGCCUUUGUAAUUGCCUUGACUCUUUCUAUUUAAUGGAAGGAAACCUCACAUUGAGGGGAUUCAAUCCAAAAUCAAUAAUUCUUACACAAACAACCACCAGAUAUGCACAACCCAAAUGAAUCACUGAACAAUCUAAUAAAAUUAAUCACCCAGAAACACGACGCCACCAACACUCUCGGGAAAUCGCUGAUAACCAAGAAAAUGGAUCGCCGGCAGCAAUAGCUGAAAACACCGACUGAAUAUCACAGACAAUCAAGAACACAGAUCACCGGCAGCAAGAACUAAAAACACCGACAGCCCACCAAAUGUUUCACGCACCAAAAUCACCGGCAGCCCACAAGUUAAUCACGAAUGGAAUUGUCAGACAGCAAUUCCACCAGAAUUCUGACCUGAAACGUCAGACAAAAAUCAACCAAAUGAGUAAUCUGCAGCCCAGGAUGAAAAUGCUUAACUGGAAUGAUCACUGAUGCCGCCUACACCAAGAACCAACAUGGUUAGUUUUUGAACCAAAAAAACAAGUAUCACUAGACCAAAAUUGAUCUUCAGUGACUCGAAAAAUCAAAGAAAUUUCCUUUAAUUUGAAAGCUUUGAUACCAUGUCAAUAAUAUUAUUUUCGUUCAACGGAGGAGUGUCUUCUCAUUAAAUAACAAAAUUGUCCUUGGUUACAGCCUACAAAGUAGGAAGUUAAUAAAGGAAACUAUACCGUAACUAUUUCCUAAUGAAAAGAUUAGUUUUACAUAUUUACAAUAGUUGCCUAAUUCAUAUUUCUCGCUGAGAAAAAGUAUCUAUUUUUUCCUGUAUUUACCCGGAAAUGUUGCAAAUCUGAUGCACUAUCUGUUUCUUAGCUUGAAUGUGUUAACAAAGAUGCCUAAUCUCUGCUAUAUACUUGUUGAUUAUAGGUAAGAUGUGUGUCUACAUUUGAAGAAUUCCGAACUUUUGUUUAUAAUUAUAGUGCUUGUUUGGAUAAAAUUUAAGUUGUUGAAAAUGUGAUUGGAUAAGUGGUACUAGUUGUGGUUCUAUGAAAUGUGUGGUUAAAAUUAAUGUAUGACAUUGACCAUUAAAUUAUAAGGAAAUUAUAUUGUUUCUCAAACAUGCACAUAGAGUAAAAUCUUUACCAUGCUAGCUCCUUUGUAGCCGGCUGCUUUGUUUUUGUUUUAUUUUUUCUUGUUUUCUGGAGUACAGACUGCUAGACCUAGAUCUCACUAAGAUAUAUUUGUUAUGCAUCCAUCUCUCACAACAUCAUAUGGUUGUCAUCUGUACAAGCUUUGCUGAAAAAUGGUUGAUCAUCCGCUCUCUGAAUAAAAAAAUAAUGCAGUGUGUGAGCGUAAUCUUAUAUAUUCUCAGUUUUUAUUUAUUUACUUCCUUGUGAAUGUUGAUAAAAUUUGUAGCUUGUCACAUAUUUGCUAUUAUCUUCGUACGGUGAUGAAUGUUACUUCAUAAUGUAAUCUUCUUAUAGUGUUCUGUCUUUUAAUGGUAUCUCAUAUUUGGUCUUUUUUGUUCCUCACCUUUCACUGUAACCGUAUGCUGUGGAAUAACAUUGUGGUUUAGUGUUCCUUGAAUGCCUAAAACUUUUUCUCUGUUAUUGUUCAAGUCAAAGACGUCAGUGCUUCUAAACUACUAGGUU